CGGACAACUAGACGCGUGUCUCUGCGAGUGUUUUCUUCAACACCGGUGUCACGGAGCGAAUACCGAACUACCUACAAAGAAAGCAGGUAGACAACUGUGCAGCGUUCCGUUUGGGUAAUUGGCAUGCAAAUUUCACUGUAAAUCUUCAGGAUGCAACCAACUACAGACGUAGACACCUCAAGAAUUUUGGAAAAGGGGCCCGACUACCUUCGAAAGCAGAUGGAGCUGGAAGGAGAAUCCAAGGGGCGCCUAAGUGCCGUGGAGAGGCUGGCGGCGAGCAAACCAAAGUACGUAAAAAGUCAACAGGUGAUCAAUUCUAAGCAGGACCCGGUGGUCUCGUUCAGCUCGGCCUCCGGGAGCAGCAAUGGGUCCUCCAACCCGAGUUCGAGACGGAGCAUGAACAAGAAUGUGAGGUGUAAUCCAAACCAGGAUGUCGACGGCCAAGGUGAGCGUGCACCGCCUGAAGUCGCCGACAUGGUGCGUCGGAGCAGUUCCAAAAAACAACGACCCGAUUCGCUCCUAAUGUACCGACAGAAAUGUGAACUGGUGAAAGUGUCGACGAAUGAAAACGCUAAGGCUAGCUUGGUGCGGAGGCUUUUUCUCAACACCCUAAAAGACAAGACAAUUACAGUGCCACAGGCAACGGUAAAGGAAUGCGAUCACGAAGAAAGAGAAUCCGCAUCGACAGAAAGUGUGACGCCUAACGCAAGGGGCCCACAAAAACUAGCACCAGAUGUCAAAAGGAAACCGAUGCACAACAGAGUUGAGGAAAUUGGGGUGAAAUGCAGGAAAGGAGUUGCCCGUUCACAUUCGGAUAUAAGUUCAAGGUACUCCAGAAACUUCUCCGAGUUCGAGACGUUCUUCAAGUACUGUGGACUUGAUGGGGACGUAAUAGAGUCGUUGGGAAAAGAGAAUUUUUCUGCACGUUCGGAUGAACUCUCUUUGAAAAUACGAAGUGUGAGUGUGUCAACAUCAGAUGACGGUUUCUCAAGGGAAAGUGGCGACAGCGACGGACUGCUUGAGGAAGAGUUGCAUGAAAAUAUUCGCCAGGGGACUUCGGUAAUUGAGCGCAAUGCAAGAAUUAUAAAAUGGUUGUACAGCUGCAAAAAUGCCCAACAAUCUGGGAAAGUAUUACGUGAUCUUGACUAAAAUGGAGCAUCUUACUGCGUAUUGAGUUGACAUGUUUGUUAUAUUUCAUCUGUAUAUCUGCAAUUUGUACAUACAUAUACAUAUUUUCUACCUUAACGUUAUUUUAUAGUUUGGAGCUACUAACGUAUGAAAUUGAAACGGUAAAACACCUUUAUCAAUUAAGGUUGACUCUAGAUGGAAUGAACUACCUCCCAACACAAGAACUGUGCAAUCUCUUAUUACGCUACCUUUCAUCAUCUUUUUUUAUACUGUUUGUUUAUUACUAUAGUUAAUAGGCCUAUUAACUAUAGUAAUAUAUCUUAUAGGCCUACUCUAAAGUCUCACUGGAAUAUAUGAAUGAGUAUCAGAGUAUAUGUUAAAUGAAUUAACAGAAAUUAAAUUUUGACUGAGUCAAUUAUAUGCUGUACCCAGGUAUACACGUGGCUACAGCUAUUCGGUUCCUCGUUCGCCCGACUGUAACUGCUGUACUAAUGGCUGCAUUUUGCCAAAGGUUUCUGGAAAGCAAAGAGGCAUUCCAGAUACUUCUUGCCUUCGGAUAUGAAAAACAGAAGCGCAGCCGCAACCAACAGUUGCCUCCAACGCGACUGUCUUUCCUUUGUUAUUGCGCAAUAAGAGGAAAAUUCCAUUCUGUCCUUUAUAAUAAUGUUAAACAGUUAGUUGGUGCAGUUACAAUGCAGUAAGGAAGACCGAAAGGCCGGUGUCUUGAGUUUCAUGGGGAGUGUGAUCAAGUACAUCUCGUGGUCGAUGUAUUAUCUGUUUUGGUUGUUGAGUACUGUUAGCUUUUGUUAAACAUUACAACUGACCUGUAUUAGUUUAUUAUUUCAGGCUGGUACACAUCUGUUCAAAGUAUUUUACUGUUUGGUUCUCAAAUGUGGAUCAAGGUAACACCAUAAACAUUUGUUUAAUAAAAUGUGUAAUUUACUAAAAGGCCAUGCAUGUGUUGGCAAUAAUACCAUUAUAUAAAAUAUUUGCCAUGACAGCAUGAUAUUUGUACUAUAUUUUGAAGUUACAAUGCAGCAUGUUGUGUUAUGUGGUUAGGGUGCCUGUUACAGUCACACAUUGUAAUGAUCUGAAAGCUGAUGUCAUAGUAAAGUGAUCUGGAAUGGACAUGUUUGGUGGCAUGAAUGG
Messenger RNA from Megalops cyprinoides (Indo-Pacific tarpon), 2277 nucleotides. It is a transcript of the gene fam110c, whose product is annotated as family with sequence similarity 110 member C. The coding region runs from base 151 to 1149 and encodes 332 amino acids. NCBI's taxonomy places the organism in Eukaryota, Metazoa, Chordata, Actinopteri, Elopiformes, Megalopidae. The record is from RefSeq and is a predicted model, not a curated record. The transcript has a single exon.